Molecule: messenger RNA, 312 nt
Organism: Plasmodium coatneyi
Lineage: Eukaryota; Apicomplexa; Aconoidasida; Haemosporida; Plasmodiidae
Exons: 4
Coding region: 1-312 (103 amino acids)
Cellular component (GO): mitochondrion; respiratory chain complex IV
Source: RefSeq, a predicted model, not a curated record
AUGACGUCCUCGCAUUUCCUAGACCCCAAACUGAUGAAAAACUACGAUGAGCUGACCGCUCACAACCCCCAUUCCAGCGACCCACGAUUUCUGCAGAUGAAUCAGUUUAACCACUGCGCGUAUAGAUACACCAUGUUCUGUCGAUGUGCACGUGAACUGGGGGAAGACAACCCCCGCUGCAAAUUUCAGUAUUACCGAGCCCAAAUUGCCUGCACAGCGGAGCAGCUGGAGGACUGGAAUGACCACAGAGAGAAAGGAACGUGUGUGAUGGAUGUGCUUCCCGACCGGCUUACCGCUCACCUGAGGCAGUGA